CGUGCCAUCUUUUGUCACGUAUCUAGCCAUCCAAAACACAGAAUCCAUGUUUAAUACACUACGCUUUCAUUCAAGUCUCAUUUCUUUGUACGGGGAGCGGAAAUCCCGUGUUGCCUAGCGCGCAGUUUUAAUUCGCUCUCCCCUCCCCAGGUGGUGUUACGUUGCUUCCGGUGGGCGGUGCUAGCUACGAUCUCUUCUUUUGUUGAGGCCGUGCAAGUGCGAGCGGAUUUUCUUAUCGACACCAGCACUGAGCGUAUUGCCGACCAGUAACACCGAACCGAGCAACAUGGAGACCGAGACCAAAUACUUACCCGAACUGAUGGCUGAGAAGGACAGCCUGGACCCAUCUUUCACGCACGCUAUGAGCCUCCUGGGCAAGGAAAUUGAAAGGCUGAAGAAGGGAGGUGAUGCCAAGAAAGAUGAAGAAGAUACUUAUCUGGACUUAUUUUCCCAUAAAAACAUGAAGUUAAAAGAGCGCAUUUUGAUACCAGUCAAGCUGUAUCCCAAGUUUAACUUUGUUGGAAAGAUCCUUGGACCACAGGGAAACACCAUCAAAAGGUUACAGGAGGAGACUGGAGCAAAAAUCUCUGUUCUUGGCAAGGGAUCAAUGAGAGAUAAGGCAAAGGAAGAAGAGCUGCGGAAAGGAGGGGACCCCAAAUACAGCCAUCUGAAUAUGGACCUUCAUGUGUUCAUAGAGGUCUUUGGACCACCAUGUGAAUCUUAUACACGUAUGGCACAUGCAAUGGAAGAAGUCAAGAAGUUCUUGGUUCCGCUGACACCUGAGUCUUUUUCAUACCAGGACAUGAUGGAUGAUAUCUGUCAGGAACAGUUUAUGGAGCUAUCUUAUCUUAAUGGAGCACCACCAGAGCAAAGCAGAGGUGGAACAAGAGGUGGACCAUCCAGGGGCAGAGGGGGUCCACCACCUGCUGCAGCUCCUUCUUCUAGAGGCAGGGCUGGGCCUCUUCGCCCUCUUGUUCCAAGAGGUGCCCCCGGACGUGGAGCCAUAUCGCGUGGUGCUAGUGUGAGCCGCCCUGUACCCCCUUCCUCUGCUAGCCGAGGUGCACCCGCUGGAAGAGCCCGUGGUGCUGCUAUCCAGAGAAUCUCUCUUCCACCUCCUGCACCUGAAACAUAUGAUGAAUAUGGUUAUGAAGACUCCUAUGCAGAGCCAAGCUAUGAAGGUUAUGAGGGAUAUUACAGUCAAAGCCAAGGAGAGACUGAAUAUUAUGAUUAUGGUCAUGGAGAGGGUCCUGAAUCGUAUGAGAGUUAUGGACAAGAUAAUUGGAAUGGAUCACGACCUUCACUUAAGGUUCCCUCUUCACGUCCUUUGAAGGGCGGUGCAUACAGAGAACAUCCUUAUGGGCGCUUUUGAACAUCUUUUCAUCCAAACCAUGUUUACCGAUGUCUUGUGUUCGGGACUUCCUGUUCCUUAACCCACAAUACACAAGUAAAUUCUCUGUGCUCUGUGACCUCCCUCAUAUAGCUCCCUUUUCCCAAAUUCCUUUGAAAGGACAAUUUUAAAAAAAAAAAUGGAGCAACUCUGAAAUAGGCAGACUUUUUUUUAAUAUUUAGAUCGUUUUACUUUGCGUUGUUAAAGAAACAAAAACUUUAAAAAAUACAAAAUGCUUUACAUGUAAAAUUUAGCUGCAUUAAAGGGUAGUUUUUCAAAGUGACUUCAAAACAAGUUUCUUUAAAUAAACAAAAGUAACUAUAGCUUUAGGUUCUUUGUCCUGAACUAAGCUGCAUUUCAAAAUCCCAUUACUUUGAGUAGUUAAAAUUGUAGCUGUAAUAUUGUAUGCUGUUUAAAACAAAAACUUUUGACUUUGUACUUAAAAUCCACUUUAUGUUAUUAAACCUUAUGGACAAAACUUGGUUAAUGUUGUCUUAAUUCACUUAUGCACAAAUAGGGAGGUAAGAUAAACAUUAAAAUCAAAGUAUAAACAUUUAGCUGCAGAAACUGUAUAUUAAAUAAUAGGCUGUGUCCGAGUAAAGGGAUGCUAUCAUCACAUUCCCCUGCAGUUACAUUUUGAAGCAAGGGUUUCAUAUAAGGCAUUUAAAAUAACCUUUUCAAUAUCCCUUUAUAUAGUUUUUACAUUCCACUGUUGUGUUCAGGCCUCCCUGUGUUUUGAUUUUAUGGAUGGUGAUGUUUGUCAUAAAGACUGUUAAAACUUCUCAAGAAAAGAGAACUUUUUGUGGCUGCAAGGAAUUGGUUAGUCACAAAUUACAGUAAACUCUGGAAGCAGAAAAAGUAAUUUUCUAAAUUAAAGAGAAUGUUUUCUUUCUUUUUUCAAACUAAGUCUGCUCAACAUUAUGGGUUUUCAGCCACAUUCAACUUUUUUAGUUUUGAUGAUAGUGUCCCUUUAACCUGCUCUACAGGUUAUAGGGUUCUGGUUACAAUAAAAAGGAUGUAAAAGAUCUGCUUGGAAAGUGAUUUGCACUUGAAAGUGCUGAUUUCCAGAAAUUUGAAACUACACCUCUUUGCCAGUUAUGUAAGAUUGUGUAAUUUAUAAGUUGUACAAUUAGGGAGUGGGGAAAAUGGGGUCUUACUUUUUGACACCUUUUGUGUGGUGUAUUUGGCAUUGGUGUUCCUGUGCUAAAUAUUUAUGUAAAAAAGUUUCUCUGAGCAAAGCUAGUAUUUCAUUCGGCAUAAGGUUUCUUUGCACAUUUCAGUAAAAUAGGCAAUACUCAACUGGGGAUAUUGACAUUUUCUGUGUACAGAAAUGUCUUGGUUUUAAACAUUCAUUGCUAUCUGGGAAAUUUUCUCCCCCAUUUGAGUACAUUAAUGAAUAAGAGUGAAAUAUUGUGGCUUUGCUUAAAUUUCAUGGCAGUUAAAAUAUAAAAUGCAUUUUAGAAUUGUGUGCAUAUAUAUAUAUAUAUAUAUAUAUAUAUAUAUAUAUAUAUAUAUAUAUAUAUAUAUAGGGCAAAAAUGACCUCUAUAUAGGUUAUUUAUAGGAAGUGUACAAACAACCUGCAUAAAUAGGUGAACUCUUUUAAUGUAUUUACAGACAUUUGUCAACGAAAAGUUUCUUUGCAUCUUAAUAAAGCAUAAAUGUGCUGUUUAUUCACUUCAUGAUAUCAAAUAAAUCUGUUUUUUCUAUUUCUCUUUUUAAAUGAUAAAUGUAACUUAUGUCACAGGGUAAAAAGCCUCCCUUCAGAUGCUCUUUUAAAUGGAUCUUCUGGUCUUUGUCCGGUUAAAAACCAAACAAAAAAGACAAAAACAAAUUUAAAUAUCCCUGCAAGGUGACAUUUUAUGCUCGUUUCAAAAUUGCAUCAAAAACUGCACCACCAAGUCAGCCUUCUAUUAUGCUUUGUUAGGGCCCCCUUUUGUUUUACUUUUUCCCUUUAGCAUAUGCCUGUUUUUGUUCUAGGGCAAGACAAUGGUACAAAAAAAAAUUGCCUUCAGCACUGCCAAAGUUAUAAAGAGAUGCGGUCGACCUUUCACCAGUUUGUAAAAAAAAAAAAUAUGCUUUCUGUCUAAAAUACCCAGAUGCAAAUUUUUUUAGCCCCUUCUAGGAUUUUUUGUUCUGGUAACUUAAUGGUGGGUGGUAACAUGGCAAAAGCUGCUAUGGAAGAUGAAAAAUACUAAUUAGAUGAGAAACCAAAGAGGAAAAAAAAGUUACUUGUAGUUUAAUUUGAUAAAGGCCGGAGAUUUCCCAGUGGGCUGUGGACAUCGUAGAAAUGGCAAGGUUCCUAAACCUUUAUAAAGAAAAGAAAAAUCACGCCAAGACACUCAGGAUCUGUAAAUCAUGCAUCGCAAACAAGGUAAAAGCAUUCCCUAAUACCACUCUCCACACGUUAAUGCAUCUAGAGAAAUCAUCUGUGCAGUUGAAUCACUGCUGACAGCAAUGAUGAAAUGCACCCGUUGGCUCGGCUGUGGAUUUUACAGCCCUGUCGGUACUGGUUAAACUGUGCAGGCCAUAAAUGGUAAACUUUAAAUGUCCAUAUAAACUGAAAGCAGACUGUGUAAUAUUUCAUGGCCAGAAAGCUUUAAAAGCCAGUCUAUAUAAAAUAGAUCAUUUGUAACAGUUUCCACUCUUAAUGUAAUUAUUAUAAAAAGGUUUCCAAGUUGCUUUAAUGCCUGUAAAUUAAGUCUGCAUUUUGCAAUAAAAUGAGGGAAAAAUCUGUUCAGUUAUUGGCAACUCUGUGCAACUUCUUGUUCACUCCUGACUUAUUUCAUUCCUUCCCCAUCUUUCACUUUCUUUUCCCUUGUUCUUGGGUGUGAUGAUUCUGUUUUGGAAGACUGUCCUGCUAAUUUUACAUAGAUUAUGUCUAUAAUUACAUAUAACUUACACAUUUUUCUUGCUUCACAGGCAAUGUAUGCGGGUCAUCUUGGAGAGUUUUACUCAGAAGCUAAGGAAUAAGUCCUGGGAUUCUGCAGCUUGUGACAAAAUUGAAAAAUGGAUGAUUGAAAAUCUGAUGGAGAAGCAAGCUUUGGCAUGGAGAGAUCUGGUUCAAGCCAUCUAAGGGUGUAACUUGAUAUAGCCAGAAAUGGCAACUUUGCCAAAGCAAACUGUGCUGCUGGGAUAUAUAUGAAUUAUCAUAGCCUGUACAGAGAUAUAGCAGUGCACUGAGACAGUGAAGAGAUUGCUGAAGGUGGUAACAUACAGAG
Molecule: messenger RNA, 4606 nt
Organism: Xenopus tropicalis (tropical clawed frog)
Lineage: Eukaryota; Metazoa; Chordata; Amphibia; Anura; Pipidae
Gene: khdrbs1
Product: KH domain containing, RNA binding, signal transduction associated 1
Exons: 10
Coding region: 287-1369 (360 amino acids)
Cellular component (GO): cytoplasm; membrane; nucleus
Molecular function (GO): RNA binding; nucleic acid binding
Source: RefSeq, a predicted model, not a curated record